GUGACUGACUUUGUUUGCUGACGAUUAGGUGCUUGACUCUGAGGGUGUGGGUCCGAAUCCCGGAUGACACUUAACCCAACAAAAGUACUAGAAUCUGUACUGUACUGAGAAAGUGUAGUCCCAAAUGUAACAUAUGUUAUAUGUGUUUGUUUCAGUUGCUGCUAUUGCCGGCGGCGUGGGUGCUGGGCUGUUGAUGCUGCUUGUAGUCGUCGCUGUGGCAACAUUAUGUUACCGAAGAGUUUCAAGUGUGCCCGAAAACAUCACAGGAAAUGAACUGCAAGGAAGAGAAGAAAGUUCUUCAGAAGAAGCGAAUGGGCAACCGGUGUCUAUAACAUCACCUGUAGAUAACGACAUCGUUUCAGCAAUCACUGACCUGUCCACGCACAGUCCAACAAACCAUAGGGCAAGCAGUGGUUCCUACACCUUCACCAACUACACCUUCACCAACGACCAUCUGGGCUGUGAAACUCAGAAUAGGUCGCUCAGUGACAACUACAAUACUGUAACAUUCCAGUCAGCUGUUCAUCCAUCUCAACGUUCUGAUCCCCAUAUACCCACUGGAGAGAAACACGAUCACCACAGUUACGACUAUCUGCGUAGAACACGUCCGGGUUUCACGUCAGACGUAGACGGUGACACUUUGCCACCAUUAUACAAUGAGUCCCAUGUAUGUCAGAUCGAGAGUAGUGAUAUUUACAACCAUCUGCGUAGAGCAAGUCAGCCUCCUCAGUCAAGUGUCGACUAUGACACGAUGGCUUCAGUGGCUAAGUUUGUUGAUGACAUGCAAUCCGUGUACAGCUAUGACCGCCUGAAAACUGUGACGGGACCAUCUGGGGUCUAACGCAUAGCAAUUUCGACGUUGCACAUCACUGGGAUUAAUUUUCAGUGCGAUAGCUGUUGAGAUAGGAGUCCAAAGAACCAACCACCAAUCCGUUUUGUCUUUGUACGACAACCAUUCGCUGCUGAAGACCGGUCACAACCCUCAGUCCCCACCGCGAUCAAGAUUAACAACCCUUAUAUCAAUCAAAGAAAAGAGAAAUGAUGACGCUUCUUACCCCGAGUUUGCCACGUGUGUUAUGAAUCGUUCAGCCCACACGUUUAGAAUUCGACCUAUUUGGAUUUUGUCUGGAUUAAUAUUUUGCCAGGACCAUCCAUAUAAUUCGUAUAAUAUUGUUGAAUAUCACAUGAAAGACAUGGCUGCCAGAACACACAUUGUCGUCGAAGCUUUAUUAUUUAGUAACCGAUACAUUUUUGUCGCUUUAUGUCAUUAUUAGCAAUGAACUAUAAGUUCAAGUCUUUGCAUAUGUUGAGUGUUAUAAUCAUGUACUGUAUUAACAUUCUGAAACCUGCUCAGCUCGAGGUCUUAUUUGCCAGGAAAAAGAAAGUAUGUAGAACUUCGAUGGUGGCUAAAACUGAAGAAAAC
Molecule: messenger RNA, 1423 nt
Organism: Haliotis rubra (blacklip abalone)
Lineage: Eukaryota; Metazoa; Mollusca; Gastropoda; Lepetellida; Haliotidae
Exons: 2
Coding region: 134-841 (235 amino acids)
Source: RefSeq, a predicted model, not a curated record